Molecule: messenger RNA, 303 nt
Organism: Suillus bovinus
Lineage: Eukaryota; Fungi; Basidiomycota; Agaricomycetes; Boletales; Suillaceae
Exons: 1
Source: RefSeq, a predicted model, not a curated record
CUUGAGAACUUCGCCGCUGACCCAAAGAGUGUCGUCAAUGACAUCUUGUCUACACCGGGAUGUCCGCCUUUCCUGCCAAGCGAAUGGCUCAACAUUGUACCCUGGAAAUACGUCGACCUAUCCAAAGUCCUCGAUUCAGCACACACGACUGAACUUGACCCGAAGAAAACCCACGUCAUUGAUGAUGAGAUUGAGCUCGCUCUCCGAGUCUCUAAAUCUUCAGGAGGAAUCAAAACAUCGUCGGACCAUAAUAUUGCCUUCUCCAUGUACAUUGAGGCCAUCUCUUUCAUUUUCCCGCAAUGA